AUGUUAUAUGCGGCAGGUGUGCCAGAUGAAGAGGCAAUGCAGAAGAGCCCCCAUGUGGGAAUUGCCUCGGCAUGGUGGGAAGUUGGCGAUCUUGGCAAAACGAUCAAAGAUUCAGUUGACAGGGAGGGAUUUCUGGGAUGGAGAUAUAACACAAUUGGUGUGUCGGACGGAAUCACGAUGGGCAAUGAGGGCAUGCGGUUUUCUCUUCAAUCUCGAGAGAUCAUUGCAGACAGCAUUGAGACGGUAACAUGUGCGCAGGCCCAUGACGCCUGCAUCGUCGUCCCGGGCUGUGACAAGAACAUGCCCGGUUGUGUUAUGGGUAUUGCGAGACACAACAGACCAUCUGUCGUUGUUUAUGGUGGCACCCAGAGAGGUGGCUUCAGCAAGACCCUCCAAAAGCCAAUCGACAUGAAUACGCCUUCUGAAGCCAGAGGUGCAUUCACGCUUGGAACUCUGAAGGACUGGUCAAAGGAUGGAAAAUACUCUGCAGAAGAGAUUCUUUCAGAUAUCGAGAAACACUCCGUACCGGGGGCCGGCGCCUGUGGUGGCAUGUAUACGGCAAACAGUUUGGCUACCGUGAUCGAGACGCUCGGCCUCACCCUACCGGGAUCUUCGAGUGCCCCAGCUGAAUCUCCAGCCAAGCUGCGAGAGUGCGAACGGAUUGGGGAGACCAUUAGAAUCUGCCUGGAGAAGAAUAUCCGACCUCGAGAUCUUCUGACCAAGAAGGCAUUCGAAAAUGCACUGGUCAUGAUUAUGGCCGUGGGAGGCUCAACUAACUCAGUCCUGCACGUUCUCGCAAUGGCAAAAACGGCAGAGAUCGACCUAACUCUCGACGAUUUUCAGCGUGUCUCAAACAAAACACCCUUUAUCGCCAACAUGGCCCCGAGUGGAAAGCACACCAUGGAAGACCUAUUCAACGUCGGCGGUAUACCAUCGGUGAUGAAGCUUCUAAUCGCCGGGGGACUUCUAGAUGGUACGGCUAUGACGGUCACCGGCAAGUCGUUGGCAGAGAACGUCAAGGCCUGGCCUUCUCUCCCUCAGGGCCAAGAGAUCAUUCGGUCUUUAAGCAAUCCGAUAAAAUCCAGUGGCCACAUAGAAAUACUCCGAGGAAAUAUCGCACCUGGAGGGGCUGUGGCCAAGAUCACUGGCAAGGAAGGCUUGCACUUCGAGGGGAAGGCCAGAGUCUUUGACAAAGAAGAGUUUCUCUGCACCGCCCUAGACAAGGGUGAGAUUCCACACGAUGAGAAUAUUGUUCUCGUCGUUCGCUAUGAGGGCCCCAAAGGAGGCCCCGGGAUGCCUGAGCAGCUUCGAGCUUCUGGUACCUUAAAAGGAGGUGGCUUCACGAAUGUCGCAUUGAUAACUGACGGUAGAUAUUCCGGUGCAAGCCAUGGCUUCAUCGUUGGACACAUUGUCCCAGAAGCGGCCGUAGGCGGCCCCAUUGCCGCAAUCAGGGAUGGAGAUGUCAUUAGAAUCGAUGCUGAGAACAAUAAGAUUGAGAUGCCCCACGUCUCAGACGAGGAGAUUCAAGAGCGAUUAAGAACGUGGAAGCCACGGCGGCUUCCAGUAACUCGCGGCACAUUAGCCAAGUAUGCUCAUCUCGUGUCCAAUGCAUCAGAAGGUGCAGUUACAGAUAUAUUCUGA
Messenger RNA from Clonostachys byssicola, 1641 nucleotides. The record is from the annotation of a GenBank genome assembly. Lineage: Eukaryota; Fungi; Ascomycota; Sordariomycetes; Hypocreales; Bionectriaceae.